Messenger RNA from Radiomyces spectabilis, 1653 nucleotides. RefSeq names its product cytochrome P450. The transcript is spliced from 2 exons. The record is from RefSeq and is a predicted model, not a curated record. Lineage: Eukaryota; Fungi; Mucoromycota; Mucoromycetes; Mucorales; Radiomycetaceae. Gene Ontology annotation, molecular function: iron ion binding; heme binding; oxidoreductase activity, acting on paired donors, with incorporation or reduction of molecular oxygen. The coding region runs from base 34 to 1638 and encodes 534 amino acids.
GAAGGAACCAGGUCUUAAUGCUUCGUUUUCAUUAUGAGUCCGAAAAGUCUACGAUAUUUUCAAAGUACGGUAGGCUCACAUUGGCGAGUGAUUCUGAAUACUGCGACCGUCCUACCAUACAAUCGGCUUGCAACCAUCCUACUAACUGCGCCCCUCCUGAGAUGGCUCUAUCGAUGUUUUGUUUAUCGCCUGAGCCUACAUCCCGCAAAUAGGCUCCCCGGACCGCCCACCGAAUGGAUCCCAUUUUCAGGCAAUUUGAAGGAGAUCGCGACAAACACAUUGCUUACUUGCUUACUUUCAUGGAGUAAGCAAUAUGGAGAUAUCUUUCGUUAUCGUAUUCUCGGAUACGAACCGCAUAUUGUAAUCACGGAUCCCAAACUAGUGAAGCAGAUUCUGGGGAAGAAGCAUGAUAUCUUUGUCAAGGCUUCGGAUGCGAGAACAGAGCUGGCAAGACGACUGGGUUAUGGCCUGAUUGUUGCAGAAGGAGACGUGCACCGACAGCAGCGGAAAAUGCUGAAUCCUGCUUUCUCUGUCCAAGCUAUGCGCCAAAUCUUCCCAUUGAUGGCACAGUCGAUCCUCGAGUUACGAAACAAGUGGUUGGGCAAAGUUGGUUCCGACAAAACCAUGACGAUCGAUGCUUUGGAAGCCUUCCAUUCCAUGACUUUAGAUGUCAUUGCACGUGCAGGGUUUGGUCAAGAUUUCCAAUGUGUAGAUGAUAAGAGAGGAGAUCGGUUUGUGCAAGCGUACGAGGCUCUCCACGUUUUGGAGCCACCAUGGUUAGUUCAGGUUUGUUUUCUUUACCCUUGGUUUCAUCACGUUCCGAUGAAGAACACCAAGAAGAUCAAACAUACACUGACAACUAUACAAGAAGAAACCAUGGCCAUGGUCGAAGAAGCAUUGCAGCGCAAGAAUGCCGGUGAUCAGCUCGACGGCGUAUUAGGUGAAAUGACCAAGGAAAUCAAUCACGACACCGGUCACGGAUUAUCAGCCAAAGAACUGCAAGCCCAAUGCCUGAACUUUUUACAUGCUGGGCACGAAACAAUGACCUCGGCAUUGUCAUGGGCGUUAUGGCUCCUUGCCAAGCAUCCGGAUAUUCAGCACGAUGUACGCAAGGAAAUCAGACAAGCGUUUGAAGUAACCCAAACUUCCACGAUCGAAGCAUCAGCUGGCGAAUCAAUGGAAGUCCCCUCGUACGACAUUAUUAUACAGUUACCAAUACUGAACAAUAUCUGUAAAGAAACACUUCGGCUAUAUCCUCCCGUCCCCGUCUCCAUUCGUACACCGACAGAGGAUACACUUGUAGGUGAACACUUGAUACCAAAGGAUACAUUCGUUUUGCUUGCUCCUAUGAUAACUCACCGCCAGCAAGAGUGGUGGGGCGAUGAUGCUGAUAUAUUUCGUCCUUCUCGUUGGAAUGAAGCGCCUGCAAACGCGAUUGAUCCCUACGUCUACAUGCCCUUCUUGGCCGGACCUCAUCUCUGUAUUGGCAAUCGGUUCGCAUGGGCAGAAAUGAAGAUUGCUUUAGCUAUUCUUCUGAAAGAUCUUCACUUUUCGGAAGUUCCAGGAUCUGAUCCGGGUAUGAAGCACCAAAUCGUUCUUUUCCCAAAACGCAUGCAAUUGUUAAUGCAAAAAUUAUAAAAUUUUGAAUACCAC